Molecule: messenger RNA, 1784 nt
Organism: Malaya genurostris
Lineage: Eukaryota; Metazoa; Arthropoda; Insecta; Diptera; Culicidae
Product: zinc finger protein 714-like
Exons: 2
Coding region: 69-1673 (534 amino acids)
Biological process (GO): regulation of transcription by RNA polymerase II
Cellular component (GO): nucleus
Molecular function (GO): zinc ion binding; DNA-binding transcription factor activity; RNA polymerase II cis-regulatory region sequence-specific DNA binding
Source: RefSeq, a predicted model, not a curated record
AAUAGUUUUUCGUUAAUUUAAUACUAUUUAGUCAACUAAGAAGUGUCAUUUCUCAGAAACACAGUAAAAUGGAUAAACCAAUGCUUGAACUAGACAAAAUUUGUCGUUUAUGCUUGCAAUCACUGCAGGUCGGUUCAUUGGUUAACUUGUUUGAGGUAAAUUUCUCUAUCCGGCCAUCGGACAUGAUUGCCCGGUGCGCAUCUGUUGAAAUCUACGAAAAGGAUGGUCUUCCAGCAUCGAUUUGUAACGAUUGCUUUUAUAAACUGGGCAUGGCAUUUGAGUUCCGUAAUCGAUGUGAAGCUUCCGACCUUAAACUGAGGAGUUUUGUUCAUGGCUCUGGGAAUAACAUACAACCCAAUGUGGUCCAAGAAGAAGAGAUUUAUGAGGCAAUGACUGCAAUAUUUGGACCAGAAAGUACCGAAACAUCGAAGCAAAGCAUAUUUACUCAACCGAAGUCGGUGGAGGAUUCAGUUAUAGAAACUUCCACAAGGAAUGUAAAGAAAGUCCAACCUUUGAAGAAAAAAUCGCAACUUGAUGUGUUAUUGGUGAAGCACAAAGCAAAGUUGAAAGAAGAAGGAAAGAAAGUGAACAUCUUUAGACAGCGAAGAACGAACAAGAAUUCAUUAACUGAGGGUAAAAAAGGCACCCCUUUGAAAGAACCACAACAUUGCAAUACUUGCGGUAAAAGUUUUAGUUACAGUGGAUACUUGCAAGCCCACCAAAGGAUUCAUUCGGGAGAGAAACCCUUCCAAUGUCAAAUUUGUCACCGUAAAUUCGCACAGUCAGGAAACCUUCAGUUGCAUCUUCGUAUCCACAGCAAUGAGCGGAAAUAUCAAUGCGAAAUCUGCAGUAAACUGUUUCGAACAUCUAGCAAUUUACAUGCUCAUAGAAAAACGCAUUCGGAAGAAAGAAACUUUCCGUGUGAUAUUUGUGACCAUGCGUUCCGAACUGCCAAAGAACUGCGCAAUCAUUCGGAAACGCAUAGCACCGUUAAAAAUUUCUUCUGCAGGCUGUGUCCUAAUAAAUCUUUCAAUAAGCAAUCGUAUUUAAAUAGUCACGUGAAAACGGUACACAUAGGAGUCAAGCGGCACCGGUGUCAAGAUUGCGGUAAAAUAUUCUCCAACAGCUCUAAUCUCAUAGCUCAUCGACGUGUGCACAGUGGCGACAGGCCGUACUCGUGCGAGGAAUGCGACGCAAAGUUCACUCAGUCACCUGCCUUACUUCGGCAUAUCAAAGCAAAGCAUAGAGCCAAGUGUGUGGAACCGGUAAUAUCGGAAACGGUCACCGAUGCCUUUGAGCCGGCUAUUGAAGUUGACGAAAAUCGUUCCUUAGACAGUGCCGCAAGCUCAGAACUGUCAGUAACUACGUCACUGAUAGACAACCCGUCCGGAUAUAGCGUGCCGUAUAUGACAAACUAUGUGACUCCUCAAUCGCAACCAAAUCAUCCUCAAGCGUCGAAUUCAAUUCAGAUGGCAUCCGGCAUUCCGGGCAAUAUGUACCCCUCCGUUGAACCAUAUCAGUACACAGCCAAUUCUUCCGCACUGGCAUCUCAUCACUAUCAGCAGCAACAUCUGGAUGUUGGUAACUACGAUAUGUGCUACUCUAUGCCGACACAUUCCGUGUUGAACCCGAGUCUUAUGAAUCCUCAGCCGACGUACAUUUUCGAUCAGUAAAAUGGUGAUGAAGGCAGGAAUCUGAAUCAUUUCUAUUGUGCAAUGAAAUCGCAACUACAAAACAGUUAUCAAGAAAUUAUUCCUUAAGAAUAGACUAAAAUAAAAUACCAU